Messenger RNA from Peniophora sp. CBMAI 1063, 1086 nucleotides. The record is from the annotation of a GenBank genome assembly. NCBI's taxonomy places the organism in Eukaryota, Fungi, Basidiomycota, Agaricomycetes, Russulales, Peniophoraceae.
AUGUCUCUCCCUUCAACUCAAAAGGCUCUACUUCUCCCUCGGUGCGGCCCCGACGCGGCUUACGCAGUCGGUGAACGCCCGGUGCCACAGCCAGGCCCCGGUCAAGUUCUCAUCCGCAACGUCGCAGUCGCGCUCAAUCCCCUCGAUGUUGGCAUUCGCACCUUAGGCCUAUAUGUAUCCGAGCAGGAUUGGCCUACCGUGGCUGGGUGGGAUGGUGCGGGCACGAUUGCCGUGCUUGGUCCUAACGUCCAGACUUGGGCUGUUGGCGACGUAGUGAUGUACCAGGGAUGGGCACCGCCGGACUAUGGGACAUUCCAGGAGUAUACGUUGGCGGAAGCUGAGCUCGUCUCUCGCGUACCUGGCAACAUCUCCAUCGAAGAGGCAACCACAAUCCCGUCCGCCUACGCGACUGCUGUUUGCCCGUUGUACAACACGCUUAGCGCUGAACAUGCUCUGGGUCUCACCCCGCCUUGGGAUGAAGGUGGACGAGGCAAGUACGCCGGUCAGGCGGCUCUUGUCAUCGGCGGUUCCGGCUCAGUGGGGCAACUCACCUUGCAGAUGCUCAAGCUCAGUGGCUUCUCACCCAUCAUCACUACAGCAUCGAGUAGCAACGAAGCUUACUGCAAAAGCGCUGGUGCAACGCACGUCAUCGACUAUCAUACUACGUCGUACGAUGCUCUUCCCGACAAGGUCGCCGAGCUCCUGAACGGCGCGCCGCUCGCACUAGCAGUGGAUGCCAUCUCGGUACCGGAGAGCCAGAAGGCGUCGUGGUCGGCGAUCGCGCCGGGUGCCAAGCUCGUUCUCGUGCUUCCAUCCGUCCUUGAAGUCGAACUUGGGAAGCCCGAGAAGGAAUCAGGAAAGACUGUCGUGAUGGCGCACGCCGUGUGGAAGUCGGAGGAGAACCUGAAGAUCGCGGCGCGUGCAUGCAGGGAGCUUCCCGGUUUGGUAGAGAGUGGUGAUGUCAAGCCCAAUCACGUUGAAGUACUUCCUGGUGGUCUGAAGGGUAUCAAUCCUGGCGUUGACCGGCUGGAGGCGAAGAAGGUCAGCGGCGCGAAGCUUGUCGUUCAUCCACAAGAGGGUGUAUGA